AUGGAUUAUGAAUCAGAUCCUCAAAUUGAAUUUUUAACACAAAACAACUAUCAAUACUCUAAAAUUUUUAGUGAAUUAGAUUCUGAAUUAUUAGAUUUUUAUUCAGAUGAUUCUGAUUAUACCUAUAAGCAAAAGAAAGAAAAAUUCAGAGCAAUCAAAGAAACAAAUCAUCAAGAGUUAAACAAUAAUAGUAAAUGUAUUCAUAAAUCUGAGGAAUAUUUAGUUAAUAAAAAUGAUUUAUUUGAAGAUAAUAUUCUUGAUAUUGGUGAAGAUUUGUUAGUAAUUAAAAAAGCAAAAAUUGAUAUUGGUUUAGGUAAAGUAGAUAAAUUAGAUAAAAAUAAUUCUCUUUAUUCUAGGUUUAAUCAAUUAAUUAAAAAAAAAUAG
Messenger RNA from Dentiscutata erythropus, 384 nucleotides. NCBI's taxonomy places the organism in Eukaryota, Fungi, Glomeromycota, Glomeromycetes, Diversisporales, Gigasporaceae. The record is from the annotation of a GenBank genome assembly.